AUUCUUCUGGGUUAUGAAUGGGCCUUUCAUUAGUACAAGUAAUUCGUGAAAGUGAAUAUUUAAUUAUUCAAGUAACACAAAGCUUUCACAUAAAUGAGUUCGUUUUGGUUGUUUGUGGUCGAAAACUGCAGCACUGAUUCUUUAGCAAUGAAAAAAUACACGAAAAAAAUCAAUACAAUUAUUUUGUUGUUGAUUCCUUUGUCCAACUGCGAGAAUAAUUGCUUGAAUUUUAAACGUGGUUAAUUGUCCAAGUAAGUGUAUGAUACAGAAUAUUUCAUCAUCUACAUAUCAUCGUGUAAGAUUUUAAAAUUCGUGAGCCAAACACAAUAUAAUUCAGAGUAUGAUCUCUAUCUUGACUUUGAAAGAGCCAGAAUUGCAAUAAGUGUUAAUCUUGCUGACACGAUGAAAAUAUCUCCAACCAUAUUCUUGAUCAUCUCAUCAGGAUUGGAGCACAUUUUGGUACUAUGUUUCAACAUACAAAUCGACACAGAUGAUUUCAAAAGCCACGUGCUGAGUAACGAGAUGUUCAUAGAUAAAACCUUGUUCAUCCGGUAUUUCAUAGAAAUGUCGAAGAAUUACCCUUUCGUAAAAGUCAUCGUCAGACCAGAAGGCUGGACCAAAAGUUGCAAUUUAAACAUGAUUGAAAAAUUCUUCGAAAUAGAAGUAGACGACAAAGGUGACCCAUUACCAAAAGAAAGGACCAUAAACCAUAAACUAUUUCUAGGAGGUAAUAUCACAAGUUCCAACAAAUCCAUCGAACUAAAACCUCUGGAGAUAUCGGAGUUUUCAAACUAUACUCGAGAUCAUUUAGGAAAAUACCCGGUGAUUUUACUCAAAUUGAAAAACGCCACCGGCAACAACUACAACGAAAUCAAAAAUAACAUAAAAUCAUGCAUCAGGCAAGCUUACCAGCGUCACGAAUACUUGAUAAAUUCAUCCCGGAUAACGAAAAGGGAAAAAUUACAAAAUUAUUUCACAGGGAACAUAAGUUCGAAUGAUUUAAUCGGCAGUUUGCCUUUUUUAUGCGAAAAACUCCAUCAACAUUUCAAUCAGAAAGUGCACAUUUUGAUCGACGACUACGAUAUACCAAUAAUCAGCGCUUACCUCUCGUUAGGAGAUAAAUCCAGAGGAGAAUUCGAUAAAGUACACGAGUUACUUUGGAAUAUUUACGACGACGCGUUCAAAGGAAAUAUUUAUCGAGCAACAGGAUUACUCGUCGGUGUACUCGUAAUAGAUCUGAAUACAUAUCCGGAUAAUUUUUACUCGUUUAUGACAUCAGAAUCAUCACCCGAAUUGCGAGAUUAUUUCGGAUUCACUGAUAUAGAAGUAGAUCCACUCCUAGGAGUAAUAGGCAUGCCAAUGAACGAAGAUCAGCGUGAAAUGAGAACCUGGUACUACGGGUACAAUGGUCCUCUAAGAGUCUACUACAAUAUGCGAUCAAUGAUGCUCAGCGCAUCUAAUAACGGGACCUUGAAAGGAUACCAUGGAGCAGACGACGUCAGGACAGCACUUAUUGAACGAGCAAUUCUAUCAGAUAUAAAUAACACGCUGCAGUUACUCAUACACGAUCAGAAUUACGGUAGAUUGAUUAUGAAAGAUUUCUACCACAGAGAUGAUUUCACUUUCAAUGACACUAAGCCAAUCUGCUGGUAUCCAUUGGACGUUGACAGAAUACUGCAACAGAGCGGAUACUUGACUUCGAAUUACCACCUGCCGCCUGCAUUAGUCAUACCUAAUAAAGACAUGAAAAACGUAUUCCAAAUGAAAACUUUACAAUGGGUAGCUGGUCGAUUUGAUAUCGAUACAAGUGAAUUCCAUUCGUUGUUCAGUCUGCUGGAUCGAAAUCACAUGCAUGAAUUGAAAGACCGGUUUCUCAAUUUUGUUUUCAAUGCUGCUAAUUUUUUCCUAACUGUUAGAAAAAUCGCUAAACAGUUAUACGAAAGCUCGAUGGGUAAGCUGAAAUAUGUUUUAUCGUCGUGUCCAGAUAAUGAAGUAGUCGAGGAAAUAAAAACCUUGGCAAUUCGUGUACAGAAAGUUUCAGAGAAAGUGCUCGAGUUCUCAGACAAAUUCAAAUUUGAUAACAUAAAAUAUACACCUAAACUUCAAAAAUCGUUUUUUACCGCAAGUAUUCCACUCUAAAAAAUAAUGACCACGUUACGUAAUCUUAUUACUUAUUAUUAUUAGGCGAUGCUGUGAAUGGUGUUUUUUAUUAUCAAAUACGUUUUUUUUUAAUGUUGAAAAUUGUGUAAAAAAGAGUAACAAGCAGUGAAAGCUUUCAAUUAAUUGAUAAAAUUAAGUCCAAACACUAACCAGGGUGGAAACUGUUUUAAAUACUUAUAGGAUUUUUCUUGACGUUUACUGGAUUUUCAAACCAAUUUUUAAAUUUUCCAGACCCUCUAAAUAUAAACAGUACUCAAAUUGAGAGGGGGAGGGCGUUGGUUCAGUUUCGUAGAGAGAAUACUUCAAAUUUAUUCAAGUCUGAAGUCACUAUUUUUUGGAUCCAAAUGUUUCCAUUUUCAUAAAAAAUGAAUGUAAAAUUACAAAAUGUUGAUUGAGAGAUAAAAAAAUUUAAAACUUAAAACUUAAAAACCCAGGUAGCCUAUUUCUUUGUAUUGAUUGUAACUGAAACAAAAAACAAAAAACAAAACUGGCAAUUUUGGCAAAAAGCAUCGCUUUGACAAUUUUUUCACUAACAAUACAACUUUUUGACGAUUUUGAUAAAAACCAAGAUUUCCUUCGCCAAUUUCGGGGAGAACAUAUUUUUUUAGCAAUUAUGGUAAAACAUAGGACUUAUUUUUUUUCUAGGAAUUUACGCCAAAAAAUAUAUUAUUUUGUUGUAUUUUUGUCAAAAAAUAGGGCUUUUAUUUUGGCAGUUCAAAAAAACAUAGCUUCAUAUACAAGCAAAAAAAAAAAACAAACAGGAAUUUCUCAGCAAUUUUGACAAAAAUAAAGAAUUUUUGCCAAUUUUCACAAAAAAUGAUUUUUUGGCAAUUUUGGAAAGAAACAGGACGUCUUUGGCAAUAAGAGUAACAAUCGUCAUUUUUUGGAUGUUUUGGCAAAGAAGCAGGAGAAAAGUAGGAAAAACAGGAAAAUCUAUUACACGAAAAAUGAAGUGUAUAUCAAUUCCAAAACCUGUACAGAGAACGAUUCACGUCUCAUUAACUAGGUUCCUUUGGUGAACUUGAUUACUCUGUGAAAAAGUAUAGGUAUAAUUUCCCAGGGUAAAGAUUGAAAUAAUCUUACACAAUGGAAAAGGUUAAAUGGUAUUAAUUAUUCGCUAUAAUGCAAUAUACACUAUACACUUGUUGAUACGAUUAAACGAAGGCAAUAAAGGUAUCCCUGGCACGAGCAGACAAUCGUGUUUAGGUAUACGCUUUACCUGCGUACGGGAUUAGAUUCUCGUUUUUAGUACAUUACAUAGAUACCUUCAGGAAUUAUGCAAAGGGUCACCCACAAAUUUUCGAUCUCUUUUAAUUCGAAGAAAUAAACUUCUAUGUAGGUACGUGUAUUGAGAUACACCGCAGAAACGCAAAAAGUAUAAAUAUACCACUUUUCGAACCCCUUGUGGUUUAACACAGCGAGAAGUUUUAUUAGGUUCGUCAAAAAGCGAUAAAGCUGUAUAUUUGUCGCGGAGAUUUAUUACUUUACUUCUAUGUUUCAUUCUUUCGAAAAAAAUAGUAUAUAAGUAUAAUAAGUAUAAGUGUAUGCAUACCACAUAAAUUUUUUUUGCAAAGUUUUUCGAUGGUUGGUUAUAAUGGAGGAGAGGUAAAACUAUAGAGAAUUUCCGUUUCAUUUACAGAAUGAUAUCGAAGUACUUACUCAAAAAGUCACUGUAAAUUGGAAUAGUUUUAAUGUAGUAAAUGAAAAAAAGCACUAUGGAGAAUAUUCGUUGGAAACAUAAUGAAACAUACUUUUUCUGAUUUUUUUUUCAACUAAAAAUUAUAUCGUAAGUUUGGAAAUUUUUCUCGGUUUUCAUUUUUUUGGAUUUAAAAAAGUGUACCGAUAAAGAAUUUUUUCUUAGGUAGAUAGGUAUAAGUGAGUAUACUUUAUUGUUAUUAUUUAAACGUUCCAAGUUUCUGAAAUUUCAACAUUUUUUCAAA
This is a messenger RNA of Planococcus citri (citrus mealybug), 4100 nucleotides long. RefSeq lists its product as uncharacterized. The coding region runs from base 403 to 2139 and encodes 578 amino acids. The record is from RefSeq and is a predicted model, not a curated record. NCBI's taxonomy places the organism in Eukaryota, Metazoa, Arthropoda, Insecta, Hemiptera, Pseudococcidae. The transcript is spliced from 2 exons.